Nanorana parkeri is the source of this 957-nucleotide messenger RNA. RefSeq names its product olfactory receptor 5V1-like. NCBI's taxonomy places the organism in Eukaryota, Metazoa, Chordata, Amphibia, Anura, Dicroglossidae. Gene Ontology annotation, molecular function: olfactory receptor activity; G protein-coupled receptor activity. The coding region runs from base 1 to 957 and encodes 318 amino acids. Gene Ontology annotation, cellular component: membrane. Gene Ontology annotation, biological process: G protein-coupled receptor signaling pathway. The transcript has 2 exons. The record is from RefSeq and is a predicted model, not a curated record.
AUGAUUAAAGAGAAUGAGACAUCUGGUUUGGAUUUUGUUCUUCUGGGAUUUUCCCAUCUUCAGAACCAGAGGGUCUUAGUGUUCCUGGUGUUUCUGGUGCUGUACAGCCUUACCGUGUUCGGUAACACCAUCACCAUUCUGAUCAUCAGCCUGGAUCUCCAGCUUCACACCCCCAUGUACCUGUUCCUUGGUGACCUCUCCUUGCUGGACAUCUGCCACACCUGCGUCACCAUCCCUAAACUUCUCAUUCAUGUGAUAAGCAAAGACAGGUCCAUUUCCUACCCUGGCUGUGUCACCCAGCUCUUUGUUUUCACUUCUAAGGCCAGCACAGAAUGUGGGCUUUUGGCGGUCAUGACCUAUGAUCGAUAUUUGGCAAUCUGUAAGCCUCUACACUACACAGAAACAAUGACCUUUAGACGUUGUCUGGUUCUGGCCACUAUGCCGUGGAUGGCAGGUUUCCUACAAUCCUCCAUCCACACCAUCUUCACUUUUCAACUUUCCUUCUGCCAGCCCAGGAUCAUUGAUAACUUCUUUUGUGAGAUUCCAUCAUUGCUGAAGCUCUCCUGCUCGGCAACUUACCUUAAUGAGAUUGUGCUCUUUUGUACCGGCAGUCUUUUCAGCUUGAGCCCCUUUGUCCUGACCUUCUUUUCCUAUGCCUUUAUCAUCACUUCAGUUCUGCAAAUUCCAUACAUCGAGUGCAGAAGAAAGGCCUUCUCCACCUGUGGCUCCCACCUGGCCGUGGUGAGCAUGUUCUAUUUUGGUGCCAUGUUUGUGUACUUUCGCCCAAAGUCCAGUUACUCCUUGUCCAUCGAUAGACUGGUGUCCAUAUUUUACACACUGCUUACUCCUCUGCUCAACCCUCCCAUCUACUGCUUGAAGAAUAAUGAUGUGAAGGGGGCAAUGAAGAAAAUAUUUAUCAAGAAGUAUAAAAACCUAAACCCUAAAAGAGAACUUUAG